This is a messenger RNA of Ectocarpus sp. CCAP 1310/34, 1972 nucleotides long. Lineage: Eukaryota; Phaeophyceae; Ectocarpales; Ectocarpaceae. The record is from the annotation of a GenBank genome assembly.
GUGCUAGGCGUCACGCGCGCACCGCACAAUGGAUGCGAAAGCACUGGAGCGAGUCGGCCCACGACAACUACCCCAUGGUGCAGGAGUGCAUGCAGCGCGAUUUGUUCGAGCUGCUGUACUCUCGGUUCCUCCCCUGCUCGGACCCCAACGCCCCUCCACGGCAACUACCGACCGGAGAGGACAACCCGGAGUACGACUUGAAGUGGCAUAUCAGGGACCUGGAGAAGAUCCUAAACCGCGCGUGGUACGUUGACUUGGGUCAGUGGAUGUGCUACGACGAACAAAUGGUGAAGACAGUAAGCACGUUUUCGAAAGGACUCGCUCAUUUCAACCCGGCGAAACCCAUCACACACGGGAUGAAGCAAUAUGCCGCGUCCGACAGGAACGGAUACUGCUUGAUCAACAGCAUCGACGGGAGCUUCAAAGGUGAUCCCUCCCUUGGACCCUUGGAGGAUUGCCCCCUCGGCAAAACCACGCGACACGUGCUUCACGUCCUGCUGGAGGAGUGCGAGACGCUGCGAGGGAAGCUUGUCGGUUCCGGCGUCUUCAUCGCAAUGGCCAACUACUUCACCUCGCCCACCCUGUUCGCCUGCCUCGCGUCACACGACAUCUUCGCCGUGGCUACCUGUCGCAGCCCGCGGACGUGCGGCGCUCUCCCGUACAUGGAGAGCCUCGGGCAUACGAUUCCCAACCGGGGCGACAUGACCUUCUGCCGCUCGGGUGAGAUGGCGUUCGUGCAAUGGAGAGACUCGAAGGAGAUUCUCCUUUACAGCACGGUCCACAUCGGGGAGACGGGGGGAGAAGGGGGCGGCAUCAACCACUUCAAGCCUGUACUUCUAGCUCUGAAAGGCAAAGGUCGGGCGGGGAAGCAUAAGGAGCACGAUCAGCCGGUGAUGCGCAUGGACUACGUGAAGUACAUGGGGGGGGGUUGAUAGGGCAGACCAGCAUAACGAGUCGCACUACCACGACCAUAAGUCCUCCACGAAUCACUGGCGGUGCGUUUUCGACGCGAAGAUCAUGCAGAUGCUGACCAACAACUUUCUGUUGUUUCGGAUGUGGGUGCGGCUUUUGAUGAGCGAGGUAGACAUCUUGAUGGACCCACACAACACCCCCUUUGAGGAGUUUCAAGAGUUGAAGGAUGUAAAGAAGGAGUUGGAGAGGCUGAGCAAGAGGGAGAGGGCUGAUUGGGACGAAGAAUUGUCUGAGAUUUUGAUGAAGAUAUGCAACAUGGGAACCAUCAGGAAGGGCGGGAAAGCCCCUCGGUCGUCGGAGAGACAACAGCCUACGGGGAAGGUUUGGGGUAGCGUCCAGUUUAAGUCACAGCGGUUGUGCAUGAACCCUGCAUGCCCAAAGCGAACGCUCAAAGGGUGCACAUGCGAGGAGUUUUGCACUUUCGAGGGUCAGACAGGAGUAUUGAUGUGCAAGACGUGCUUCCUCGACACGGACCGCCACGCGGCCGCCGCCGAAGCCCACUGGCAUGGGGUCGAUGUACUGCCGAGGAGGUCACAGAUGGAAUGGGAGGGGGUUUCUUAGGCUGGGUUGGGCUCGGCAAAGGGAGUAUUGGGUGAUCGUAUGUCGCUUUGCGUGGGUGUCGCCUACAAAGCCCCAGGACCACUUUUUUUUUGGGGGGGGGGGAGAUAGGGACAUGUGGCAGGUGCACCCUGCUGUGCUUUUUUUUCUUUAUUGUUUUUCCGGUUAGCCCGCCGGUGCUUGUUGCGUUGGAGGAACGACGUUGUUCAGUGACGAGUUUCUCUGUAGGGACAGUUUUGGACAUACCGACUUGUGUCACCGGCAUUGUUUGGAGACGGGACCUCCCCGCCCCCGGUUAAAACCUUCGGCGCCAUCAUCAGCAAACCCCGGCUAACAAACGUUCAGACCAAACACCAUUUUUUUCAUGGCUUGGUUCAUGCUCCAACGACGGUUCUUUGUGGAUUUUAUAACGCUCCAAGUGUGAAACAUCUGCAACUAGUCC